Messenger RNA from Cornus florida, 1624 nucleotides. RefSeq names its product protein POLAR-like 1. NCBI's taxonomy places the organism in Eukaryota, Viridiplantae, Streptophyta, Magnoliopsida, Cornales, Cornaceae. The coding region runs from base 65 to 1336 and encodes 423 amino acids. The transcript has 6 exons. Gene Ontology annotation, biological process: asymmetric cell division. The record is from RefSeq and is a predicted model, not a curated record.
UCAUCUUCUCUAUUAAAAAUCCUAAAACCCUGUCGCUUCUUGGGAACCAACCACCACCCACCACAUGCGAAUCGCCGAUAUCCUAAUGGACGCCGACGACGAUGACUUCGGCGAUUCCACCAUCGCCGAUAUCGCUCACCGGCGAAGGAGGAGUGAGGAUAACAGAAACUUCGAGUGUUUGUCACCGUGGUCGAUUUUCUCUCGCUGGUUGUCGUGUGCCAAGAAGUCCAAGAGGCAGAGGAGUUUGGUGAAAAUUGAGAAACUAGAGAGAGAAAGGAGGAGUGAGAAGGUGGAUGGAGAGUUUGGUAGAGAGAGAAAGGAACAGACCAAGUGUUCGAUGAAGGGAAAGAAUGACGAAUCAUCUCCUUCGGUCUCGGAGGAGCUGAAUGGAGAUUGCCGUAUUGCUGAGAUGUCAGAUGUGCCUUCCUUUGUUAUUGAUAUUACUGAUAGGCUUCAUUUGCAAAUUUCGUUCUCAGUGUUUCUGCAAGUUAAUAGGGUACUGACCAAAAGAAAGCUAAUAGUUCAUUUACAAUUUGUGUCUGCACCAUUGUGUUUGUUCUUCUCUGCGUUCCUUGCAACCUUACGUACUUCAAUGUUACCCUCUGGCCAAUAUAUUAAGGAGGCUUCUUUCAACUUGGGAGCUGGAUUUGGUCUGAUUUAUCUUAUUGCUACAAGGACAAAUGAACUUAGUAAGAUGAUGGAGUUGCGGACACAGAUGGAGAUGCUUCUUCAAAAUGUUAAAGAGGAAUUACAAAACCUAAGAACAGAUAUACUCUCAAAAACAUCUGAUCCUAUUGGUAAUAAUGGUUACUCCACCAUUGACGCUCAAGAAAGUUUAUACACUAAUGGAAAUGUUUCACUUCAAAACCUUACACCGUUGGACAAUAUAUCAGAUUCAGAAAUCCCCAUGUUAGUCAAUCAAUCCCUGAAUAGCGAUACUAGUAGACAAGAAAGACGCAUAGAAGAAAUGGAUCAGCUUGAGGCAGAACUUGAAGUUGAAUUAGAACGCUUACAACGCCACUUGGACACUGAAGCAAUGCUGGAAAACUCAAAGCAGCAAAGGAUGGAGAUGCCUUUUGAGGAUUCUGCUCCUGAAGAAAGCUUCAGUGGUUCUGCAGAAGUUUUAGACCCGCCAGAGGAUGACACCAGAGAACACUGGCCGGUUCCUCCCAAUGAAUUAGAGAGGAGGUUGCAUGAACUUCUGGAAGCAAGACAGCAGGAAAGAAUAAAAGAGCUGGAAGCUGCUUUAGAAUGCGCGAGGCUCAAACUUUAUGAGAGGGACACUGCACGAUUCAUAUCUCAGCGUGUUCCAGAGUCCUAUCACUUGUUAAGGUAAGCAUCAAUUGUGCAGAAGUUUUUUUGAAAAGGAAAUCUCGAUCAACACCUUUGUGUAUGUAGAACUUCAGUGGACUCAAACUAUUGCUCUUUUCGAUUAUUUAUUUAUUUUUGCUUGCGGUUCCACACUGUGUGAAAAAUGAUCUGUGGAAGAUUCAGCAGAUUAAGGUUCUUUUUUCUUUUGAUUUUUUCCCUAUAUAAAGAACACAAGGAUGUGAGUUGUGUACAUGUCAUUUUGUUUGUACUUCCUUAUAACUGAUACAACUUUACACAUCAUUACAAGUGCCUA